AUGAUGCAGGAAUCUGCGACAGAGACAAUAAGCAACAGUUCAAUGAAUCAAAAUGGAAUGAGCACUCUGAGCAGCCAAUUAGAUGCUGGCAGCCGAGAUGGAAGAUCAAGUGGUGACACCAGCUCAGAAGUAAGCACAGUAGAGCUGCUGCAUCUGCAACAACAGCAGGCUCUCCAAGCAGCAAGACAACUUCUCUUACAGCAGCAAACAAGUGGAUUGAAGUCUCCUAAGAGCAGUGAUAAACAGAGACCACUGCAGGAAUUGCUUCCAGAAACAAAAUUAUGUGUCUGUGGCCACUCUUCUGGUGAUGGGCAUCCUCACAACACAUUUGCAGUACCCGUGUCGGUGGCCAUGAUGACGCCCCAGGUGAUCACCCCUCAGCAAAUGCAGCAGAUUCUUCAGCAGCAAGUGCUGUCUCCUCAGCAGCUCCAAGCCCUUCUCCAGCAGCAGCAGGCUGUCAUGCUGCAGCAGCAACAACUACAAGAGUUUUACAAGAAACAGCAAGAGCAGUUACAUCUUCAGCUUUUGCAGCAGCAGCAGCAACAGCAGCAGCAGCAGCAGCAGCAGCAGCAACAGCAGCAGCAGCAGCAGCAGCAGCAACAGCAGCCGCAGACCCAGCAGCCGCCGCCGCCGCCGCCGCAUGUCGGCAAGCAGGCAAAAGAGCUGUUUGCGCAGACCGCGUGUUCCCCGCCGCUCACCGGGCUGGGUUUUCUGCACCAGCAGCAGCAGCAGCAGCAGUUGGCCGCCCAGCAGCUUGUCUUCCAGCAGCAGCUCCUCCAGAUGCAACAACUCCAGCAGCAGCAGCAUCUGCUCAGCCUUCAGCGUCAGGGACUCAUCUCCAUCCCGCCCGGCCAGGCGGCACUUCCUGUCCAGUCGCUGCCUCAAGCUGGCUUAAGUCCUGCUGAGAUUCAGCAGUUAUGGAAAGAAGUGACUGGAGUUCACAGUAUGGAAGACAAUGGCAUUAAACAUGGAGGGCUAGACCUCACUACUAACAAUUCCUCCUCGACUACCUCCUCCACCACUUCCAAAGCAUCACCACCAAUAACCCAUCAUUCCAUAGUGAAUGGACAGUCUUCAGUCCUAAGUGCAAGGCGGGACAGCUCGUCGCACGAGGAGACUGGGGCUUCUCACACUCUGUACGGCCAUGGAGUUUGCAAAUGGCCAGGCUGUGAAAGCAUUUGUGAAGAUUUUGGACAGUUUUUAAAGCACCUUAACAACGAACACGCGCUGGAUGACCGGAGCACGGCCCAGUGUCGAGUGCAAAUGCAGGUGGUCCAACAACUAGAAAUACAGCUUUCUAAAGAACGCGAACGUCUUCAAGCAAUGAUGACCCACUUGCACAUGCGACCCUCAGAGCCCAAACCAUCUCCCAAACCUCUAAAUCUGGUGUCUAGUGUCACCAUGUCGAAGAACAUGUUGGAGACAUCCCCACAGAGCUUACCUCAAACCCCUACCACACCAACGGCCCCAGUCACCCCGAUUACCCAGGGACCCUCAGUAAUCACCCCAGCCAGUGUGCCCAAUGUGGGAGCCAUACGAAGGCGACAUUCAGACAAAUACAACAUUCCCAUGUCAUCAGAGAUUGCCCCAAACUACGAAUUUUAUAAAAAUGCAGAUGUCAGACCUCCAUUUACUUAUGCAACUCUCAUAAGGCAGGCUAUCAUGGAGUCAUCUGACAGGCAGUUAACACUUAAUGAAAUUUACAGCUGGUUUACACGGACAUUUGCUUACUUCAGGCGUAAUGCAGCAACUUGGAAGAAUGCAGUACGUCAUAAUCUUAGCCUGCACAAGUGUUUUGUUCGAGUAGAAAAUGUUAAAGGAGCAGUAUGGACUGUGGACGAAGUAGAAUACCAGAAGCGAAGGUCACAAAAGAUAACAGGAAGCCCAACCUUAGUAAAAAAUAUACCUACCAGUUUAGGCUAUGGAGCAGCUCUUAAUGCCAGUUUGCAGGCUGCCUUGGCAGAGAGCAGUUUACCUUUGCUUAGUAACCCGGGACUGAUCAAUAACGCGUCCAGUGGCCUGCUGCAGGCUGUCCACGAAGACCUCAAUGGCUCCCUGGACCACAUCGACAGCAACGGGAACAGUAGUCCGGGCUGCUCGCCGCAGCCGCACAUACAUUCGAUCCAUGUCAAGGAAGAGCCAGUGAUUGCGGAGGAUGAAGACUGCCCAAUGUCCUUAGUGACAACAGCUAAUCACAGUCCAGAAUUAGAAGAUGACAGAGAGAUUGAAGAAGAGCCUUUAUCUGAAGAUCUGGAAUGAGAACUGACUUGUGAAACCUCAGCAUGAAGGGACAUAUCACUGACCUUCAUAACCACUCCACAACCAUGAAUAUUUGACAAAUUUUUACUGUGACUAUUUAUUAAGCAUGGAUAAAGGAGACAGCCCUAAAGGAACUUAUUAAGCCAGCCCUUUGGGAUUCAGUACCAACAGGCAAAUUGCUUGUUUUCUUCCUUUCCUCUCCCUCUCUCUUUCUCUCUCUCUCUCUUUUUUUUUUUUUAGAAA
Molecule: messenger RNA, 2502 nt
Organism: Neomonachus schauinslandi (Hawaiian monk seal)
Lineage: Eukaryota; Metazoa; Chordata; Mammalia; Carnivora; Phocidae
Gene: FOXP2
Product: forkhead box P2
Exons: 17
Coding region: 1-2259 (752 amino acids)
Biological process (GO): regulation of transcription by RNA polymerase II
Cellular component (GO): nucleus
Molecular function (GO): DNA-binding transcription repressor activity, RNA polymerase II-specific; RNA polymerase II cis-regulatory region sequence-specific DNA binding
Source: RefSeq, a predicted model, not a curated record